UUUCUUUUUAAAGUAAAAUCAAAUCCUGGCUCCUAGAUGCAACCUGAGAAGGGCUGCCUGGAACUUGCGGUCCCAACACUUCUUCCUCAGAAAUACCCAUGCCUGUUGUAAUCUGUAGCACAGUUGAGGCAGGGUUGGAGCAUUAAAGAGUCCUUUCUAAGGUCUCAGGAGUAACUGAAGGAAAAACGAAGGCAGAAAGGACCCAAAUCAGCAUUCUUAGCCCUCUGACACACGCUGGGAUCAAAGUUUUAAGUAGCAAGGCGUUUGUCACCAAUGACAAAGUGUUAGCAUUUUUGAAAGACUCACCUUAUACAAUUUGGUGAAUUCAAAGUUACUCCUAUUGCAAGGUGUGGUCUCCUUUGGGAACCAAGGGAAAGCUCUUCUUCCUGCUUGGCUUCUACCUUUAACCCGUGGGAAUAUCCCCUGAUACAUCGAAACUACAAUCCAGACCCAAGAGAGCAAGGACAAGAAAAAGGUCAAGAUGGGGUUUAUAUUUUCAAAAUCUAUGAAUGAGAACAUGAAAAGCCAGCAGGAGUUCAUGCUUAUGAAUGCCCGACUUCAGCUGGAAAGGCAGCUAAUGAUGCAGAAUGAAACGAGAGAAAGACAAAUGGCUAUGCAGAUUGCUUGGUCUCGGGAAUUCCUCAAAUAUUUUGGAACUUUUUUUGGCAUUGCAGCCGUCUCUUUAACAGCUGGAGCAAUUAAAAAGAAGAAGCCUGCCUUCCUCUUCCCUAUCGUUCCAUUAGGCUUUGUCCUUGCCUACCAGUAUGACAUGGGCUACGGGACCCUUAUACAAAGAAUGAAAGGUGAAGCCGAGAACAUACUGGAAACAGAAAAGAGUAAGUUGCAGCUGCCAAAAGGAAUGAUCACUUUUGAAAACCUUGAAAAGGCAAGAAGGGAACAGAGUAAAUUCUUCAUAGACAAAUGAAAUCAUGUUUACCCACCAAAUCUCAAAAUACAGAAUUGUUGACUUGAAUCAUGGCCUUUACAAUUUUUUAAAUGCUUGAGAUUUUGAUAUAAUGGUUUUUAUUUUAAAAUAAUAAAAUUUAAGAUGAACUUUGUUAAAUUAUUUUAAAAUAAAAUGUAUAACAUUCAACACAAAAUCAUGGAGGUACUCUACUUUCAGAUUUCCUCUAUAUGUGUGUGUAUCACAAACAUCUAAAUGUAAAAUUAAUAAACUAUAUUUUUUUGAGUUUCUGGAAGCAAAA
Messenger RNA from Aethalodelphis obliquidens (Pacific white-sided dolphin), 1205 nucleotides. It is a transcript of the gene PLGRKT, whose product is annotated as plasminogen receptor with a C-terminal lysine. Gene Ontology annotation, biological process: positive regulation of plasminogen activation. The transcript is spliced from 6 exons. Gene Ontology annotation, cellular component: plasma membrane. The coding region runs from base 482 to 925 and encodes 147 amino acids. Lineage: Eukaryota; Metazoa; Chordata; Mammalia; Artiodactyla; Delphinidae. The record is from RefSeq and is a predicted model, not a curated record.